AUGGCACGCGGAGAAACAAAAGCAUCCUGUCCCGAUGUUUCUCCCGCCCUUGCCGACAUCCAGCGAGCGUACGAGGCGGGCCGGCAGGAGACGGCCCGGGACUUGAUCAGGCGGGCCGCCGCGGCACCGGACAAGAGCGACCAGGCCGUCGACGUUCUGCGUUUGGCGUCACAGCACGGCGACGCGCAGAGCGUAGGCUACCUCCUGCGCGAAGCCCAAAUCCGGGUCCCGACGGACGUGUCGGAGCGGAACCCGGCAGCGGUGGCGGCCUACACCGGACAUGGCGCCGUGCUCAGAAUUCUGCUGGAUUCCAUUCCGGGCGUACGUCAGAGAGGCGAGCUCCUGAACUUCCUGUUAGCGACUUCCUGUCAGCGCGGUCACGUGGACUCUGCGCGUCUUCUGGUCGAGGACUAUGGCGCCGACGUCGAAGAACGCGAUGGAGGCCAGAGCGACCGCUUCCCCGUCAUCGGCGCCCUGCCGAUCUACGCCGCGGCGCAAGCGGGCAGCGAGGAAGUGGCCGACUUCCUUUUAGAGAAGGGUGCCGCUUUGUCGUCGUACGCGCUGAUGGAUCAUCCCGACUUUAGCGCGCGACUUCUGGCGCGGAGGCUGCAACGCGACACGCGAGAAGGACAAGAGGAAGUCAGUGUGCGUUGGGGCGGGCUGUCUCUCCCGUGGUUGGAGCUGUCCUGGCUGAUGGGCGUGUCCGCCAUCAUCGCGCAUUUAGAUUUGUCCCGCAACAAUUUGUCCUCGUUGCCGUCCGUCCUUCCGUGGGGCUUGCUGCACCUCCGCACCGUGGACCUGUCUGGCAACCGUCUGAGUCUGCUUCCGUCCCCCGCCACCUCGCGGGAGGUCAUCUGCACCAGCUUGCGCGAGGUGAACGUGCGCGAGAACCUCCUGACCACUUUACCGACGGGUCUGCUCCACCUGACCCAACUGGAGAAGCUUUGCGCCUCCAAAAACCGGAUGACGUCCUUGUUCGACAUCCCGCCGCCCGCGAACUGGAGGGGCCUGCGGAAGUUGGAGGACUUGGACAUCUCAGACAAUCAUCUGAGUCAGUUGCCCGUCGACGUGGUGCCUGCGCUACGAUCCCUCCGAGUCCUGGACGUGUCUCGGAACCGAUUGGACAGCUUUCCGGAGCCCUGGGCCUGCCCGCUGAAGUGGUGCAGAGCAUCGUCCAAUAAAUUGAGCAGCCUACCGGACAACUUCUCUACGUUCUGGAAGACUCACCUGCAGGACGCCGACUUCUCAGACAACCUCCUGGAGGGUCUGCCCGCAGAUCUCUUUCGACUGGAGGCUUUGCUUUGGCUGAAAUUGCGCGGGAACUCGAUCGGGACUCUGCCGCCUCCUUCCGAGUGGACCUGCUCCCAGCUCCGGACACUGGACCUGUCCAGCAACAUGCUGGGAAAGAGCCAAGAAGGCCCCAAGUCCAGCAAACUCUCCUUCCUGAGCACGUGGAGCAAGAAAGAUCCCGAUGCAGCGACGGCGGCGGCGUGUCCCGUGGAGUUCCCGGCGUUCCUGCGGGAUUCGCUGGAGGUUUUGUACCUGAACGACAACCGCCUAGAGCGCGUCCCGCCUUCCGUCUGCGCUCUAAGCGGCCUGAGUGAACUCUACCUCGCCAAUAACCCCGGCAUCCGUGAGCUUCCGGUCGAACUCGGCGGGCUGAGCAACCUUUGGCAGUUGGACACGGAGAACCUCAACAUCAGCAACAUUCCUCAACGAGUCCAGAAAGAAGGCGCAGCCUCUGUGCUGGGCUUCUUGCGUGCGCAGCUGCGACGGUCCGAGCCGUGGCGUCAGCUGAAGAUGCUCCUGAUUGGCCCGCCGCGCCAGGGCAAGACUUCCCUCCUGGGGGCGCUGCGGACGGGCAAAGCGGCCACGUCUUUCCCGGCCACCGCCUGCGGCAUCUCCACGUCCACCUUGGAGACGGACGCAGGGGAAAAGGACCAAAGCUCACUGGCGUUGGACGUGUGGGACGUUGGCGGCCCGUCCGGCGCGUCGGCCGCAGCGGCACAGUGUUUCUACACAGACGGCGCCCUCUACGUGCUAGUGUGGAACCUGACGCUGGGCGAGGAGGCGGCAGCCGGAUUGCGCGCAUGGCUGCUCAACAUCGAGGCCCGGGCGCCAAACUCGGCGGUGUUGGUGGUGGGAACCCACUUGGACCUGCUGGACGUCAAGUUCCGCACGGAGCGGCUGGCCACGCUGCGGGCCCACGUGCUGGCGCUGUGCCGCUCCCCGUCGGGCGCCCGAGCCGGCGGAUACCCCGACGUCACCUUCGCGCAUCUGCGCGAGGUGUCGUGCAAGACCUCGGAGGGAGUGGACGACCUGAAAGCGCUCAUCCGCCAGGCGGCGCUCUCUAUCAAAGACGCUCGUUCUCCCGCCUAUGGAGGCAAGCUGCUGGGCAGGCUGAUCCCUCGAAGCUACGUCAGGCUGCGGGAGGCUGUGGCGGCCGAGAGGCGAAGACGUCACGCGGACGGUGAGGUUCAGUUCCUGAGCCAAGAGCAGCUCGAGCGCCUGGCCAAGCAGGACCCCGAAGGCGACAUCGCCGAAUACGACGACCUGCCGUCAGCCGUCAAGUUCCUGACAGAGACGGGGACGCUGCUGCACUUCCCGGACAGCAGCCGCGGCCUGCGCACGCUCUACUUCCUGUGUCCCGUGUGGCUGGCCGACUCCCUGCGGGCCAUCGUGCGGCCGGAGUCCUCGCGCUCCAACGGGAUCGUCCGAGCCGGAGACCUCCGGAUCCUGCUGGUCGGGACCGGACUGACCCGGGACAGCGAGGAGCAGUUUUUCCAGUUCCUGGCCAAGUUCGAGAUUGCGCUUCCCGUCGCCGACGACAGCUACCUGCUGCCUCACCUUCUACCCGCCAAGCCCGGCGUGGACCUGCACUGCUUGCGCCGGCCCGGCGCCGACACGCUGCGCCGUCUCUUUAAGAUGAGCUUCGUGCCUGCCGGCUUUUGGGAACGAUUCAUCGCCAGGAUGCUCAUCAGCCUAAAUGACAUGGACCAGCUGUCGUCGGAGCUCCAGCGCAGCGCUCGUCCUCGUCAAGGCCGGAUGUCGGCGAUCUACAGUUUGGGAGGAAAUCAACGGAGGAACCGCUGCAGUACUUUCCGGGUGCGCCGCCGUCAGACCGUCUAUUGGAGGGAAGGCUUGUUGGUCACCUUUGACGGAGGUUACUUCAGCGUGGAGUCGGCGGAGGUCAACUGGAAGAAGAAGAGCGGCGGCAUCGAGAUCGUCUGCCAGUCGGAGAGCGGGGACUUCUCCGCCGUGGCCUUCGUCACCGACCACAUCAACAACCUUGUGGAGCAGUGGUUUCCCGCGCUGACGGCCAGCGAGAGUGACGGUACCCCACUGCUGGAGCAGUACGCGCCCUGCCAGCGCUGCGCCGCUCGGAUCCCGCGGAAUGGAACGUCCCGAUCGGGCCGGGACAGUGAGGGCGAGGGCCUUCACCUGUUCGGGGUAGAGGACUGCGCUCUAGCUGCGCUGGCGGGAGAUUUCAUCGAGUGCCCCGGACCACCCGGGCACAUCGUCCCCCUCCGGGAGCUGGUACCGGAACUCUUUAUGACCGACUUCCCUGCACGACUGUUCCUGGAGAAGGAUUAUCUGGAAUAUUCCGAGGAUGAGUCCAACAUCAUUGGUCAGGGAGGCAGCGGCACCAUUGUUUACCGCGCCCGCUACCGAGGGCAGCCCGUCGCCAUCAAACGCUUUCACUCAAGAAACUUCUGGCAGAGGGCGCCAUCUGAAGACGCAGACACCAUGAUCAAACGCCUGCGGUCGGCAGAGGUGUGUCACCGCUUCGCCGAGUUCCGUCAGGAGGCGACAACCUUGCGCCGCCUACGGCACCCUUGCGUGGUGGCGCUGGAAGGCGUUUCCGUCCGCCCUCUCUGCCUGGUGCUGGAGCUGGCGCCGCUCGGAAGCCUCCGCGACGUCCUUGAGGGAAGCCUGGACGGCAUCAGCUACGUGCCCCUCGGUCACAUGAUCACCUACAAGAUGGCCUAUCAGGUGGCAACCGGACUCACCUACCUGCACAGGAAGAACAUCAUCUUCUGCGACCUUAAGUCGGACAACAUCCUCGUCUGGUCCCUGCAGGAGCGGGACGCGGUGAACGUCAAGCUGUCGGACUACGGCGUCUGCCGUCAGUCUUUCCGGGAGGGGGCCCUCGGGGUGGAAGGGACGCCGGGGUACCAGGCGCCCGAGGUCAGACCCGGCGUUGUUUACGACGAGAAGGUGGACGUGUUCUCCUACGGGAUGGUGUUAUACGAGCUGCUCUCGGGCCGCCGCCCGUCCUUGGGUCGUCACCCGCUUCACGUCUCCAAGAAGCUGGCCGGUGGCGCGAGGCCGACGCUGGCCAGUCCGCAGGAAGUCAAUUUCCACUUCCUGCAGCGCCUCAUGACGCAGUGCUGGCACGGCAAACCCGAGCAGCGUCCGACAGCCUCCCAGUGUGCGCGACGCAUGAUGGACCCCGGCUUUGCCUGUCUCCGCUACGUGUUGCCGUGCGGCGCUCGCGGCCGGCUCUUCCUGCCAUCGCUCGGGGGACGACGACAUGUCGUCUUCUGGGACGGGGACGGCGACGACAGGAGCUACAGUGUUGUGAACGUGCAGAAAGGUGAGCUGGAGGUCAACAGGAAGUCAUGUCCCGGUGGUAGAGUCAGCUGCCUCGUCAAGAUGGCCGACACGCUGUGGUUAGCCACCUACGAACAGGAAGUUCAGGUGUACCUCUUGAAGGACAUGUGUCCUCUCACGCGACCUCACAAACGCUUCCCGUGUCCGGCCGUCAUCACCUGCUUCCUCAAAAUACCGGACGGCGGGCAACAGGCAGAGGGCGUGUUCGCCGGCAUGUCGGACGGCGCCCUAGUGCGGUACGGCGCCGCCGAGGAUGGACUUCCCUCGGGGGACGUGGCCUACGCGUGCCCUCAAUCCUCGACGAUUGAGGAGCCCGGGCGAAGGCCCGCCCCCGUCACCUGUAUGCUACUCAUUGGCUGCGGCUCGCAGCUGUGGGUGUCGGACGGUCCUGGCGUGCUGGUGCUGGAGCGCCAUGGCCUUUCGCCGAUGCGCCGACUGAAGCCGUACGAGUUUCCGUCCUUGCUAGUCUCCAUGGCGAUGGGCUUCAGUGUCUGGGGGGAGGAGUCUGUGUGGACUCUAGACGACGUCACCGAUACUCUAGUCCUCUUCCAUGCAGCCUCCUUCGCGCCGUGCGCCAAGUACAGCUGUGGCGACUGCAGUCCUUUCCGCGACGUCUUCCCGGUCAGCCGCCCUUCGACGGUGGGCAUAAAUGGCGAGGAGGCGGGGAUUCGGACGGUCUCGCCCCGGGUUUCACCAGGAGGCGGAUCCACAGACUCGGACGACGGUGAAGAUCGGGACACCACAGAGUCGCCUGCGCCGCCUCUGCGAGCCUUUAAGGUUCUGAUGGUGAACGACCUCCUUUGGGUCUUCAGGUGA
This is a messenger RNA of Nerophis lumbriciformis (worm pipefish), 5430 nucleotides long. The record is from RefSeq and is a predicted model, not a curated record. Lineage: Eukaryota; Metazoa; Chordata; Actinopteri; Syngnathiformes; Syngnathidae.